This is a messenger RNA of Trichobilharzia szidati, 3471 nucleotides long. Lineage: Eukaryota; Metazoa; Platyhelminthes; Trematoda; Strigeidida; Schistosomatidae. The record is from the annotation of a GenBank genome assembly.
AUGCAGGUGGUCAUUUCUCUAAAUUUAUUGGUUGCUGCUAUACGAAGGGAAGAACGAAAUAGUCUUUGGGAUGAUUCUAAAUUGAAAGCAGCCAUUUCUACUUUUGGAUCUAAGUUACAAAACAUAGGUGAUUUUGAUCUUCAAGUUCACUCGUCAGCACUCCUAAUCAGGCUGGUUCCACUCAAACAACAUUUGGAAUUUGCAUCAACUUAUAUCAUCCAAGGAUAUCCAGCAGUUGCGCGAGAAUUCUCAAAAAUGGGAGGUGAAGACUUUGAAUUCCAAGCCCGAUCAUUCCUGAACACAAUCAACAGCUUUAAAAUUGUUGAUCCAAGCGUAGUCUCUUUACCAUGCAAAUCCCUGAAGCUGUGUGAUUUAAAACUGGAACCUCCUAAGGCUUCUCAAGGAAAAACUGAUGUUUUCUGGCUGGAUUUCAAUAUGGGCACUAACAGAAUUACCACAUUUUGUUUAUUACCCCCUAGUUUAGCUUCACAAGUUUCGGGUGGUGGAUCACGAGGUCAGUCUACAUGGGAAACUCUAAUGAUAUAUCCUGAAUAUCUCGACAGUCUGGAUAUUAGGCUUGAAGAUGAUCUUCUUAUUGUACGUUUCACUAUGACUGAAACAAUUAAAGAUUUAUGCGAUUGGGCACAAACAAUUUCUGGAUAUGUUAUUGAAGCGAAGAUUAUAGUGAGUGAGCUAAACAAGAACUUUUUCCAGCUGAAAUUCACAUCAUCAACAUCAUCAUCAUCUAUGAAUGCUAAUGAUGAUGAUGAUGAUAAUGAUGAUGACAGUCAAGAAGCUAGUCUAGUUGGUAUUCUAAAGCGUUUACAAUCGUUUCGUAAGUAUCUUAAUUUGGAUAGUACGAGAACGAAUACUAACUCGAGUGUACAAUCGGUGCAUAGUUCUAUUGUCAUCUCACCGAUAAAUGUAGCUGCAAUGCGACACGAGAGCUCAACUCAGAAGACAUCAAUAACACAGAUGACUGAGAAGUUGAAAAGAAAAGACGCUCACAUCCCCAGGAAUUCAUAUCAGUCAUUGAUUGCCUGCUCUCCUAUUGUACGCAGAAGUGUAUUAAAUCUUCCCAAUGAAAAUAAAGAGAAUAAUAUCGUAAACCCUGUUUGCGACAACAUAAAGCUUGAAUCACAUACAGUCAAGGUACAAGAAUCUUCAAGUACCGAAAUCCGGGAACCUCUGACACCAGAUAAUCUCAUACAAAAAUGUAAGGAACACAGUAGCAAUUUUUCAAGAGAAGAAUCCUAUUUUCAAGACUCGAAAAGUGAUAAAUUUUCUGGAACAUUUCCUCUUGAUUAUAUGAUUUCGUAUAAUGAGACAAGAGAUGUGGACAUGGAUAAACAUACACCAGAAAAGCAUCGUAAAGCACCCUUGAAAACAUCUCCGGUAGCAACUUUGAAAAUUCCAGAACCUGUAAUCAAGGAUGAUUUAUGUGUUUCUGAUUCUGAAAGUCUCAAUAUCACAGAGUUAAAGUAUGCUCAAGAUUCAGUUUUUUCUGGUACUUGUGAAGAAUAUGUCGAUAAGUUGUCUUCUGCUGCCUCAUCUGUUAGACCGUUGUACAGUAUAUUUGAAUCGAAAGAUAAAGUACAUCGUGUUACUACUUCAAAACAACCACAAAUAUAUACAAAUGAAGCAGUUCCUGAUUUUUCCAAAAUUAGUCCAGAUGCAUUUUCCAAAGAUAAUGUGUCUCAAGAACCAAAGAAUCUAGAGAAACAAACGGAUAUGAACUUGCCUAUGACAAAGUCUGAUACACCAAAAACUAAUCAUUCAUUGUCAGUUGAAUCACUUGUGACCAAUGACUCAUUAGAUCAAGAAUUCAGUGAUUCGCCUAUAUUGGGAAACGCUUCUUCUCACUCUCAAAGGUCUGGCAGUAAAUUUCGUACACCUGCAAAUCGUUCUGUAUGCCUUCCAACAAAAAAACUUUGCAAUAUAACAGCUUCUUAUUUGUUAGAUGUUUCACCUGAUACAGUCAAUUGUCCGCUUACACCUGAAGAAUAUACAGUUAUCUCCUUACCGAAAAUAUCCACUGAAGUCAAACUUAAAGGAAUGUUGAAAAAGCAAUCUGUUCAGUCGAAAACUGAACGGAAGAACGAGAAAUCAAAAGUUAAUGACAGUCUCCACAAAAAAUUCACUAAGCCGAGUAAAAAAACUAUACUCGAAUCAUCUUUGGAAUCAAGUGAUACAUCCGAUUCAGAUUAUCAACCACUACGUGUUCGGCUUGAAGAAUCAAAUCUUACUGAGAGAAGAAGAAGUGCAAGAUUAAUGAAUAAAGAAGAAGAAGAAAGCAACUUGCCACUUGACAUCCAGGUAGAAGUAGACUCUCCAAAGUUACCUACUGUUGUUGUUUCACCUCCAGCUUCACUCAAACCUGAUUCACCAGUUCCAGACUCUCAAAAUGAUAUGAAAACACCAAUAUGUAGUCAGAAAUCUGUCAAACCAGUUUCUGCACUGAAAAAAAGAAAAUUCUUUACUACUACACGUUCAGAAAGAUUUGAAAGAGAGAAAGAACGAUUCAAUAAAGCAUGUCAGUUAGGCAAAGUCAAUAAAAAUGGUGGGAAACAAGCUAAGAAAACCAAUAAAACUAAAAGUCAACCGCAAAAAUCAAGAAAUAAAAAUGAAUAUCAGAAAAUACUCAAACCUACAUCGAAGUAUGUUCCAACCGUCAAACAAGCAGUUAAUGUUGCGACUGUAUCCCAACCAAUGCCAGUUGACAGUGAUCAAGAUUUCGAUGUUGAAAUUGUGGAUCCAGAUGGUGGAAAUGUGUAUACAAGUGAUGAGGAUAUAAUUUCUUCCUCCUGGGAACCAUCCAAGGCAUAUGAACCUGUUAAACGAUUAUGCAUUGAAUCUAACAAUACAAAGCCACCACCAUUAACUAAACUGAGUCCGCAUAUUGAACUGGAGGAAAUUUGUUUAGCCGAUGAUCAUCACACUGUUGCUAGUCCUAGCAACAAUUCAUCAAGUGCUCCAAGUUUGUUUGGGUUAACUCCACCGAAACAUCUUGGUAAAAAUAUAAAGAAAGCAAAACGAAUCGAACUUGUUCCAAUCCCUAUUCUUCAAUCAGUCGAUCAGACAUGUAAUAAAAACACAGGAUUAACGCAUGAUGAACUCGUCUCAAAGGAGAAAUCGUCUGAUCAAAACUGUUUACCUUCAAACGAUGUGGAAUUGAAAUCAGAUAUAUGUAUGCCAACCGAUCUAGAUGAUAUACCAAGUUUAAUUAUUGAAUCCCUGCGCAACACUCUCAGUCGAUCUCCAGUGCGUGAUACUUCAUCUUAUAGCAAUGUAGAACCGGCUGGAUGCUAUGAACCCACACACACCGACACUCUCUUACAAAAUGUUUCAGUAAUUUCUUCUAUGGUGGAUGAAUGCAUAUUAGCGCAACAAGAACAGGAACGAAAAUUGCGUCUCAUUCAAAAAGAGCUUUCAGAUUUGAAGAUCACUAUACAGCAAUAUGCAAACAAAUAA